Messenger RNA from Naegleria gruberi, 873 nucleotides. RefSeq lists its product as uncharacterized. Lineage: Eukaryota; Heterolobosea; Eutetramitea; Acrasida; Naegleriidae. The transcript has a single exon. The record is from RefSeq and is a predicted model, not a curated record. Bases 136 to 873 code for a protein of 245 amino acids.
AAGAAGUAAAACUCGCCAGCCAACACCAAAGCAAAACUGAACGUUUGAUUUUGAAGAAAACCAUCGCCCUCAAUUAACAACAAACACAUCAAGAGGCAUUAUAAUAUUUAGAAGAGAGAAAUUGAUAAAUUUUGAAUGAAAGACAUGGCCGUUUCGAGUAGUGUUACUAACAAACAAGAACAACAACUUCACUCUAGUACUCCCUCAACAACAUGUCAUCAAGGAAUAAGAAGAUAUAUUGUUCCUACUCCUACUGGGAAUCAUCCUCAGCAAAAGGCCUUAACAAAUCAUAAGAAGCAUCAUAGAAAGCAUCAUCAUCGCCAUCAUCGUAAUAAUAAUGAGGCAACCAAAGCACCUUCAAUCUUAGACAAUCAACAAGAAUCGAGAAUGGUCUUACCCGAUAUUCAUCAUCGAAGAAGAAUAGUGCCCUAUUUAAAUAUCUAUAACAUUAAGGAAGAAGAAGAUAUAGUACAGCAACAGCAGCAAGUUCUUCCACCAAAUGUUCAACCUCCACUCACUGACAGAGCAAUCUAUGAAAGAAUGGAAGAAAAGCUUAAAAAGAAGAAGCGAAUGGUUGCUCAGAGUGUGGAUUAUACUUCUCUGAGGAAACAUUAUGCCUCAAUGGAAGCUCCUUCAAUAAGGAGUGAUCCACCAGUUCACGAAGAAUUCAUGAUGGAGAGUGUUCCGUUGGUUGUUAACAAUUCUGAUGCCAUUCACAAACAUCUCUAUCACGCACAAAGAAAGGAACGAAAACUAGAAAAGAAAAAGCUGUUGAAACCAACUCCUCCAGUUGAGGUUGAAGAGAAUGAAGAGGAGAAUGAACCAAUGGUUAUUAACAGAAUGUUUGUCAGAGGAAUUUUUGGAGUUCACUAA